Molecule: messenger RNA, 3825 nt
Organism: Lethenteron reissneri (Far Eastern brook lamprey)
Lineage: Eukaryota; Metazoa; Chordata; Hyperoartia; Petromyzontiformes; Petromyzontidae
Gene: AGPAT3
Product: 1-acylglycerol-3-phosphate O-acyltransferase 3
Cellular component (GO): endoplasmic reticulum; endomembrane system
Molecular function (GO): 1-acylglycerol-3-phosphate O-acyltransferase activity
Source: RefSeq, a predicted model, not a curated record
AAAACUGUCACACGCGCCUCAGCUCCGCCGAGCCGUCCGUGUGCUCCCCGUGCCGCCCUGCUCGCUCGUCCGCCUCCCCUCUCCCCCACCCCGCGCCACCAUGGGCUUUGUGGCGUGGCUCAAGACGCAGUUCAUCUGCCAGCUGAUGCUAGGCUACGUGUUCCUCAUCAGCGGCUUCAUCAUCAACUUCGUGCAGCUGCUCACGCUCGUGCUGUGGCCCAUAGACCGGCAGCUCUACCGCCGCGUCAACUGCCGCCUCGCCUACAGCCUGUGGAGCCAGCUGGUGAUGGUCCUGGAGCACUGGUCUGGCACGGAGUGCACGCUGUUUGCCGAACCGGGCACUGUGGACCAGUUCGGCAAGGAGCACGCCAUCGUGGUGCUCAACCACAACUACGAGGUCGACUUCCUGUGCGGAUGGACCAUGUGCGAGCGCUACGGCGUGCUGGGGGCCUCCAAAGUGCUGGCAAAGCGGGAACUGCUGAAGGUGCCCCUCAUCGGUUGGACGUGGUAUUUCCUUGAGAUCGUGUUUUGCAAGCGGCGCUGGGAGGAGGACCGCCAGGCCGUUCUUCAGGGCCUCCACAGGAUCCGAGACUACCCCGAAUACGUCUGGUUCCUGUUGUACUGCGAGGGCACACGCUUCACGGAGAAGAAGCACCGCAUCAGCAUGGAGGUGGCCAAGGCAAAGGGGCUGCCCGAGCUCAAGCACCACCUCCUGCCACGCACCAAGGGCUUCACGACAACCGUGCACUGCCUGCGUGGCAUGGCCGGAGCCGUGUACGACGUAACCCUCAACUUCAAGGACAACAAGAACCCAUCUCUGCUGGGGAUCCUUUACGGCAAGACGUACCAAGCCGACAUGUGUGUCAGGAGGUUUCCUCUGAAGGAUCUGCCUGAAGAUGAGAAAGAGUGUGCCAUGUGGCUCUACAACCUCUACCAGGAGAAGGACGCGCUGCAGGAGGAGUACAGCAAGACGGGCGUUUUCCCGGGCGAGUGCGUCAAGCCCAACAAGCGGCCUUGGGCCGUGCUCAACUGGCUCUUCUGGGCCACGCUGCUGCUCUAUCCCCUGGGCUGCCUCGCGUGGAACAUCCUGACGAGCGGAUCCGCCCUCGCCAUCACCGCGCUGCUCAUCGCCCUCACCGCCGCUUCCUUGGGUGUGCGUCGUCUGAUACGGGUCACGGAGAUCGAUAGAGGAUCCAACUAUGGGAACCAGGAGGUGAAGAAAUCCGACUGAAACAGCGGAAUGCUGGAUGUCCUUCUCGCUCAGUCACCGAUGCUGCGACAUACCAAGCUCGUACAUUGACAUGCUAAUCUCUCACAGUACAACAGCCACUUCCACAGCCUCAGGGAGACCAUCUCUAGCCCCGCCCUCUCACCCUGAGGCUGCACCAUCUCAGGCCUACACAAGGCCUCGUCUCAGCAGCUUUCUCUCACCUGAAGACGGUCGCUUGUGUUGCGAUCGAAACGUCGUCAUCUAUUUAUUUUGUCUACCUACGUGACUUUACCAAGAGACCCAAAGAGUAUUGUCAAUGUUGUGAUGUCAUAACGACUCUUUUUGAUGUUACUACUAAACUACUCUGCAGCACAGGGUAAAGGUUUCUUCAUGGUGUCUCGGUGAACACAUCACUAUAAGUGCAUGAGUUUUAAGAGUCACAUCGGGAAGAGGUUUGAAACAAUGUGCACUAUACUGAACACAAGAGUGAACAAAAUUUGCUUUUACCAGUGUAAAACCACUGAUUUCAACAAACGUUAAUUUGGAUAAUUCUGCAAGGUUACAUAAAAACCACGUGUAACAUCUUGCUGUGAUGUGAUGUUAUUCCUGGUCGAAAUAGUUGUCACAUUUAUUUCACAGAUUUACACUGGAUGAAACGAAUGCACUUCAGAAUUUCCCAAAACCAGAUGUUUUCAAAAUCUGCCUGUGAUAUUGUCUUGCAAUGCCACAUUUGGAACAGAUGUCAUGAAGUCAAUAAUUAAUUUUCACAAGCUGGGGUGAUAUCAUUAGUGUUUUUACGUAGUGGUCAGUUAUGAGAAUGCGGUGCUAAAAAAUCCUACCAACAAAAUAGUGUUAAGCAUAUAUUUCAUAAUAACAAGUUGGAUGCAUAAGGUGCACCUAAACAAUGGAUCUCACCGCCAUGCAUAUAAAGGAUGAAAAUAAAUCAGAGGUAACCUGGGAGAAAAAGACUUGGAGAACUCGAAAGAGGAGGUCUUUUUAAAUAGGGGUUAGUCUUCAGCUGGUACUUAAAAGUCUCCAACAACUGCAAAUUCCUAGCCUCAAUUCAUCUUGUUUUUAUAAACCAAUCAUGUUAUGGGAAAAGGUGCCUUUAUGUUAAGAGCCGCUGUACAGUAUUUACAAAUAAAAUACAAUGCUGAGUGUGUCGACUCAAGGGGAUUUUAUGCAUCUUGUUCUCAAAACGCGCUGGUCGGUCCAAUGUAUGUCCGCUGCUGUAAAGAGAUGGUGUGGUAUAUGUGGCUGGCUAUUGCACAUCGCGAUCACGGAACACACCGCAGCUGCAAGGCACUUCAAACCAGGCUCGUGUGAGGCUAUCAUCAAAAUCAUACCUCUAUAGGCCACCGGAUUGGAGCUGCUCUUGCUUGCACUGGUCACUUGUACAAGUCCCUUAACAUAGACAACUGUGAAAAGAGCUACAUAGCUCAUCGGAUUCUUCCAGUCUAAAUACAUAUUCUGGUUCUGUUGGCAACCUGCCUCCAAAUUCAGCUGCAUCUGCUUUAAAUCCACCGAGUGUUUUCCUAUCGACCACUUAGCUGAUUAAAUGUUUUAUACUCGUAUGCUUUAGUUUCCUCUCAAUGGAGACUCAAGUAGUAUUUUCUCUAUUAAUGGUGGUAGGGGCGUUGCCUCGAGUGGAAAUGUAAUCGCUUUUGGAAGCAAAGCAGUGCUAUGCCUGAACUCUGUGGUCUCUGUCUGAAUUUGUUCCAAAUAGACAAGUACAGUUAACUCUCGGUCAUUCAUGGGCAUAAAAUCCAGGUUUGUGGAUUAUCAAUGGGAAAGUGUAACAAUAUCGUACAUCACACACUCAUUCACGCCUUUUAAACAAAUUAAGUUUAUAGUAUUCGCUGCAGAUGACUCGUGGCUCAGUUAACAAUAAAAAAAACACGAUGAAAACAAGUGUUUUCACACUAAUUCUACACAAGUAAACAAUAGAUUUUUGUUAAUGGCCUUUUUUGCAUUCAAUUUAUAUUAUGCAUGUUUUUAUGUCAUGCAGCCUUUCCCUUCCCCCUAUUACCCUGGAUAAUCGAGAGGUGACUGUCCUGUAUUACACAUAGGCUUUUGCGACCAAUGUUAUCAUUCAUUAUUGAUAUUUUGGUUCAGAUCGUGCGCGUAUAAUGGCAAUGUGUGUUAUACACCCUCCUCCACCCGACAUUGGCCAAUAAAUAAAGUCACGUGGACAAGCCUGCCAUUUUCUAGCUUCAGCACACCACCAGUAUGUUGAAGAGCAAUCCACAAAAUUGAACAAAUAGGUACGACGUUUCACUGGCAAUUAUAUCCAGCAACAUCAGGUUUGAGAAACACAUCCUCCCUAUAGAGGUUGGUAAAUUCUAACAUGGAGAGGCUUUUGCGACUAAUUGUUUUGUUUGGUAACAUUGUGAGUACAAUGCCAAAAUGUGUCAUACACCCUGCUCCACCCAACACAGGAUGACGACUGCAUUCUGCUGUGUCAGGUGGGAGUUGUAUGACACACAUUGGCACUGGACUCACGCGAUCAGACCAAAAAAAAAUCUGUUAUAGAUCAUGACGGUUCUGUGUUUAAAUAUUUUAACACUCAAAAUAUAAAAUGAAUUCCACCGGAAUAAAAGCUUUCAUUUCAAAUA